AGGAGUGUGUGUCGAGAAGUGUGCUGAUCGGCUCGGAUCUUCGGAAAAGUCGACAUCCUCGGUCGGCGUGAUCGCUCACCGCUAGCUUGCGCGACGAUACAACUUGUUGUUUGGAGACUCUGACGAAGACGUACGACCGUAUUGUGCGUGCUCUGGAAGCAAGGAUUAGAAGGGAUACAGGAAUCCAGGCGCAUAGAAAGAGUAAAACAAGAGGAGGCAGACGGCACUCCAAGGACGAGGUGAAGUCGCUUCGCCUCCAAAAUCAGGAUUCUGGUUCCGCCAGGGACCAAGUGAGGUCGAAGUAAAAGUGAGAGGAACACACGAAGGCAAUCACUCCGUUUGCAUCGUGACCGCCGGCGCGGAUCAGCCGACCGGCCAGAAUGGCGGGCACCGGUCUUGCCUUGACAGGCGUGAUGUGGGGCACCGACAAGGUACCUGACCAUUGGUUCGAAAACAUUCCGAUUCUGGGUCCCAAACUCUUCAAAGAGGAGAAGAAGUACAAGGCCAAAAUUGAAGACCAUUACCGCGGGGACGAGUCCGAGAUGAAGAGCGAGAAGAGCCGAAGUACCAGCCGACGCUAUUCCAACGACGACUAUGAAGACGAUCGAUCGACGACCAAAGGUGACGGCGACAAAGGUUACCAGUCCGAUGACGGUCAUCGCCGACGAAAUGGUCACACGAGAUUCGACGGUGGAAGACAUGGUACGGAGGAUCUAGGCAGUCAUGCGGGAAGUCGGCGGAGUCGCGACGGUGGUGCGCGACGCAGCGGGUCCGGUGAGAGGUAUGGCUACGGUGACGACUUGGGGCGGAGAAGCUCACGCAUGCACAACGAGCCUUUGGCGCAACAAUCGCCUGUGCCGCGGUAUGGAGGACCACUGGACCGGCCACCGAUGGGAGCAAAUGUGAAUGGUGCCAAUGCAGUGGGUAGUCCGCCGCCAAUGGGCAGCCCGCCGCAGAUGUAUUCGCCGAGCUUCAACUCUUCGGGCUUCCAGGGAAGUGAUCCGAGAGGCCCGCCACCGACUGUGCAGUCGACUUCAACUCUGCGGGGAGGAAUCUCGACGGGAUAUGUGCCGUAUGCGCAUCUGUAUGGUGGGCCGACGCACUCUCAGGCCCAGCCACAGAAUGGGAACUAUGGUCAACAACCAUCAUCGCCAUCCUCUCCACCUGCGCACCCCCAGCCGCAGAACGGCAACGCAUAUCCGCCACAAGGGUUUCCACCAUCUUCUCAGCACAACUCUCCUAGGCCAGACUCUCGUCACCGCAACAGUCCUCCUCCCUGCGCCCGCACUGUCGCUCCACGUCCAUACCACCAGAAUCCGUUCGCCCAGGAAGCGCCACCUGGAAACCAACCCGGCUACCUCAUCGAUCCGAACCACGAGCCGCAACGCACCAGUCGUGACCGUGACUACGAUCGUCAAGAUACCGCUGCCUCCUCGCGUCAGAGCUCACCGCCACGCCGCCACGAUUCCCGUCGCGAGCGCCGCUCGAAGUCUCAUUCCCGCCCUCGAUCUCGAUCGCAUUCCCGAGACCGUGACCGCGACCGUCGACGCAAGUCCGAGAAAGAGAAACAAAAACCACAGCGACAGAAGUCCCUCCGUGACCGCAUGACAGCUUUUUCGCAGUCCGCAAUGGACAAAGUCUCCGAGUUCUCGAGCGAGUUCUCCGGUGGUGGUGACAAGAAGGAGCAGUCGAUGAGGAGAAGAUCCAGGGAUGCUGAGAGGGAUCGAGAAUGGUCGAGGCGGGUGAAUGGCCGUGAUGGCAGGGAGAGGAAGGAGAGGAGAGCGAGUCAGCCGGCGAGGAGUCGGGUGAGUUAUGAUUCGGAUUAGACGGUGAUUUACUGUGGCGGAUUGAGGUUGGGAUGGAUGAAGUU
Zymoseptoria tritici IPO323 is the source of this 1870-nucleotide messenger RNA. RefSeq lists its product as uncharacterized. Lineage: Eukaryota; Fungi; Ascomycota; Dothideomycetes; Mycosphaerellales; Mycosphaerellaceae. The record is from RefSeq and is a predicted model, not a curated record. The coding region runs from base 381 to 1826 and encodes 481 amino acids. The transcript has 4 exons.